AUGAAUUGGGAGGUGAUUGCCCGCAUCAGCCGGCUAUGGGAUUCUAAGAACGUCCGAAAUAACAAUGAUCUCCUGAGUUUGGAUAUGCUUCUCUUGGAUGCAGAGGGAACACAAAUUCACGGAAAAAUUCGAAAGCGCCAGGUCGAAAUGUUUCGCAACAAAAUCAAAGAGGGACAUAUCUACGUGAUUAGAAAUUUCAGGGUUGUUGAUAGUGAUAACGCAUACAAGCUUGUGGGGGGAGACGUAUCGAUUAAUUUUUUGCCCAUUUCUUCCUUCAAAGAGCUAUCGGGAUAUGAUGGUCCACCCAUUGAACACUACAAAUUUCAUUUUCAAAAUCAAGAUGAGAUAAUCAAACGGCUAAACAACCACACAUAUUUGACAGAUGUUAUUGGGUUGCUCACUGGAAUGGGUAAAAUUGACAAAAUAACCGUAAAUGACUCUUUGGUUGAAAAGUUAGACUUGGAGAUAGAGAUUGAAGGGCAGUUCAAGUUGAAAACUACAUUAUGGGCUGAGAAGGGUAUGGAAUUUGAAGAGUCAAUGACUGAUAAGAACAAAGGCCCUUUUGUUGUUAUCAUCACUUCCACAAUUGUUAAAAGACUUUAUGGGGAUAUUUGUAUUUCAUCAACGCCAGCAACCAAAACAUUUGUCAACUUGGAUCAUCCAGCUACAAAACUCUUGCUAGAUACGUAA
Molecule: messenger RNA, 690 nt
Organism: Tripterygium wilfordii
Lineage: Eukaryota; Viridiplantae; Streptophyta; Magnoliopsida; Celastrales; Celastraceae
Product: replication protein A 70 kDa DNA-binding subunit C-like
Exons: 5
Coding region: 1-690 (229 amino acids)
Source: RefSeq, a predicted model, not a curated record